Messenger RNA from Lathyrus sativus (Indian pea), 1905 nucleotides. NCBI's taxonomy places the organism in Eukaryota, Viridiplantae, Streptophyta, Magnoliopsida, Fabales, Fabaceae. The record is from the annotation of a GenBank genome assembly.
AUGUCUCACUCUUCUGAGGAGGAUACUGAUAUCAGUGAUUCUGAAAUAGGUGAAUACGAAGAAAAAUGUUACGAAGAACUGAAAAAUGGAAGUCAGAAUGUCAAGGCCUUGGAUGAGAAAUUCACUUGUCCUUACUGUCCUAAGAAAAGAAAACGAGAUUAUUUGUAUAAGGAGCUUCUGCAACAUGCUUCUGGGGUGGGUCAGAGUAGUUCACAAAGGAGAAAACCAAGAGAAAAGGCCACACAUUUGGCUUUAGUGAAGUAUUUGGAAAAUGAUCUUAUGAAUAUAGAUGCUCCGCCGGAACCGGUUGAUGAUAAAAGUCACACACCUAUUGAUUCUGAUGAGCAGUUUGUGUGGCCUUGGAUGGGGAUAAUAGUUAAUAUUCCAACUACCCGAAAAGAAGGUGGGCGCACUGUUGGGGCGAGUGGUUCCAAGAUUAGGGAUGAGUACAGAAGUAGGGGUUUCAAUCCAGUUCGAGUCAAUCCUUUAUGGAGUUAUCGAGGUCACUCUGGAACUGCUCUUGUGGAAUUCAAUAAAAGCUGGCCUGGCUUAGAUAAUGCACUUGCAUUUGAAAAAGCAUAUGCAUUGGAACAUCAUGGGAAAAAGGAUUGGCUUGCUAAUACCGGGCAGAAGUCGGGUCUUUAUGGAUGGGUUGCCCGAGCAGAUGACUACAAAGUGAACAAUAUCAUUGGGGAACAUCUGCGAAAGAUGGCUGAUGUCAAAACCAUACCGGAACUUAUGGAAGAAGAAGCUCGAAGGCAAGAUAAACUUGUGUCCAAUUUGACCAACAUUAUUGAAAAAAAGAACAGGCACUUACAUGAGAUUGAAGCAAGAUGCACCGAGACUACAGAAAAAAUGAAUUCUGCCAUUGAAGAAAAAGAUUUACUGAUUCAAUCUUAUAAUGAAGAGAUAAAGAAAAUACAGGCAAGUGCUAAGGAUCACUUCCAAAGGAUUUUUAAUGAUCAUGAAAAGCUUAAAUCGCAACUGGAAUCUCAGAAAAGUGAGCUUGAAUCGCGGAGAAUUGCUUUGGAAAAACGUGAAGCACAUAAUGAAAGUGAAAGAAAAAAGUUGGCAGAGGAGAUUGAGGAGAAUACAACAAAAAACAGCUCUCUUCAGAUGGCUUCAAUAGAGCAACUGAAAGCAGAUCAAAAUGUUUUGAAACUGGCUGAAGAUCAAAAGAAACAAAAAGAAGAACUCCAUGCUAAAAUCAUUCAGCUUGAAAAACAACUGGAUAUGAAACAAAAGCUGGAAUUGGAGAUUCAGCAACUUAGAGGAUCACUAAGUGUGUUGAAGCACAUAGAAGAUGAUGACGACGGAGAAGUUUUGAAGAAGGUAGAUGAUCUGCAAAAGGGUUUAAGGGAGAAGGAACAGGUACUAGAAGACUUAGAUGCAUUGAACCAAACACUAAUCAUCAAGGAGCGUAAGAGUAACGAUGAGCUGCAGGAUGCUCGAAAAGAAUUGAUUAAUGCUAUUAAAGAGAUAGCAACUCGAGCCCAAAUUGGUGUGAAGAGAAUGGGGGAACUUGACACUGAACCAUUCCUUGAAGCUAUGAAGCAAAGAUAUAAUGAGGAGGAAGCUGAAGACAAAGCUACAGAAUUAUGUUCAUUGUGGGAAGAGUAUCUAAAAGACCCAGAUUGGCAUCCAUUCAAAGUUGUCGAGAGUGACGGGAAACAUAGAGAACUUAUUCAAGAAGACGAUGAAAAGCUGAAAGGACUGAGAGAAGAAGUGGGUGAAAAGGCAUAUGAUGCAGUGGUGGCAGCUUUAACAGAGAUUAACGAAUAUAAUCCUAGUGGGCGAUAUGUAACCUCUGAGUUAUGGAACUAUAAAACGGGAAAGAGAGCAACUUUGAAGGAAGGAGUACAAUUUUUGUUGAACACAUGGAGACGCAAGAAAGGAAUGUUGUGA